Rhagoletis pomonella (apple maggot) is the source of this 680-nucleotide messenger RNA. RefSeq names its product biogenesis of lysosome-related organelles complex 1 subunit 3 (gene Blos3). The record is from RefSeq and is a predicted model, not a curated record. NCBI's taxonomy places the organism in Eukaryota, Metazoa, Arthropoda, Insecta, Diptera, Tephritidae. The coding region runs from base 224 to 643 and encodes 139 amino acids. The transcript has 3 exons.
UUAACAAUUGUCACCACUUCCGUACCUUACGAAAUUUUUUUUUCGAAGGCUUCUCAAAAGAACAGAAAAAGCUGGGAUUUGUAACUUUUUAAAUCAAUUAAUACAUUUCACUGUGAUUUAUUACUUAAACACUUAUCGAAGUUACGACUGUUUCAUUAUCUUGUUGUAUAUUUUUAAUUAAAAGAGACUGUUGAUAUUUUCAUUCGAUGCAUCGAAAAUAUCGAUGUUUUUAUGCGAUACAUCGAUAUGCAUGGAUGCUAUAUUUCGAUGCAUCAAAUCGAGAAAACAUCGAUGUAUUUUUUUGACUUGCAUCCGUAGGGGAGGUGGAUGGGUUGUGGGACCUAAAACCCCACCCAUUAGAAAGAGCGCAGUCCAAACUUUAAGAAAAAACAUCAGUUGCCUAGAGGUUUACAUAGUCGAAAAUAACGUUGCAAUAUAUGAAGGAACAUCUACAUUUGUCAAAGGCUUUAUAACCACUGCAUCUAAACAACUUUUAAAUACGGACCAACUUCUAAUGAAAUCGCAGGUUACUAUGCAAUCAGUUUUAUGUUCGUUAAAAAAUUCAAAAGUGAAUAUAAAGCAGCUGCAUGAAAAAAACAGUAAUGUUUUCACCACGAACUUUUUACCAACUAUUAACCUUUAAUUUUAUAUAGAAGAAUAAAACUUCAUAAAGAAAUUAA